This is a messenger RNA of Hypomesus transpacificus, 3860 nucleotides long. It is a transcript of the gene dlgap2a, whose product is annotated as discs, large (Drosophila) homolog-associated protein 2a. The transcript is spliced from 12 exons. Lineage: Eukaryota; Metazoa; Chordata; Actinopteri; Osmeriformes; Osmeridae. The coding region runs from base 16 to 3279 and encodes 1087 amino acids. Gene Ontology annotation, molecular function: molecular adaptor activity. Gene Ontology annotation, cellular component: postsynaptic specialization; glutamatergic synapse. The record is from RefSeq and is a predicted model, not a curated record. Gene Ontology annotation, biological process: signaling.
CCCCCACCCAGGAACAUGAAGGGCCUUUCCGGCGGCCGGCCAGGCCACCUCCAGCUCCAGCUCUCCUCCUCCGGACACCACACCUGCGGCCUACAGGCUGACUGCGACCCCUCCCUGGAUCACCUCCACCACGGCCCUGUGUCGGCAGGCCCCGAGUCCCGGUCCCCAUCUUACCUCCUCAGCCCCACCGAGAGCUGCCCCCUGGAGCACCAUCGCUGCUCGCCGCGGAGCUCCAUCCACUCAGAGUGCAUGGUGAUCCCCAUGGCCAUGUCGGCUACCGACCACUCUGUCUCCAGCAGCACCUUCCCCAGGAUGCACUACGGCAACAGCUCGCGGGAAAGUGGUGGCGGCGGCAGCAGGGAAUCGCGGGAGCGGGACGACGGCGGCUCGUCGUCUCACGGUGGUGGUGGUGGAGGCGGCGGCGGGGGCGGCGGCGGGGGCGGGGGUAGCGGCAAGAUGAACCGCAUCCCCGCCAAUCUGCUGGACCAGUUUGAGAAGCAGAUGCCCCUGCACCGGGACGGCUUCCACACUCUGCAGUACCAGAAGACCUCCACCACCACCACCGCAGAGCAGCGCAACGAGAGCCCCGGACGCAUCCGCCACCUGGUCCACUCUGUCCAGAAGCUGUUCACCAAGUCCCACUCCUUAGAAGGUUCCUCCAAGAUGAACGGCACCAAAGGAGACUCUCACCGAGAAGGCUCCCACCAUCACCAUCACCAUCACCACGGGCACAGCCACCACAAACACUCCAAACGUAGCAAGAGCAAAGACCGUAAGUCGGAGGGCGGCAGCGCCAAGCAUCGCUCGGGUGGCUGGUGGAGCUCUGACGACAACCUGGACAGCGACAGCACGUACCGCACGCCCAGCGUCAUGUCCCGACACCCGGCGGACCACAUGAGCCACUGCUAUCCCGACUCGGUGCACUCUGGCCACAUGGGGGAGCUGUCUCUCAAGACGUCGAAGAGCAACAACGACGUCAAGUGUUCGGCGUGCGAGAGCAUGGCCAUGGCACCCGAGGGGAAGUUCAUGAAGAGGAGUUCGUGGUCCACGCUGACGGUGAGCCAGGCCAAGGAAGCGUACCGCAAGUCGUCGCUCAACCUCGAGAAACCCAUGACCCCCACCGACCUCAAACCCAGCCUCAGACCCUGCCACUUCCUACAGGUGCCCCAGGAUGAGUGGGCGGGCUACCCUGGGGGGGGCAAGGAUGACGAGAUCCCCUGUCGGAGGAUGCGAAGCAGCAGCUACGUCAAAGCCAUGGGCGACGAGGAGAGCGGAGAGUCUGACUCCAGUCCCAAGACCUCCCCACAGAAGAGUAUCCGGCCGGAUGCCCUGGUCAAGGCUAUUGCCCAGCGACCAAGAGAAAUGUUAGACUCCCAGAGCUUUUACCGUUUGGAUAAAAUGAACAGUGACGUGCGUAACUACAUCACCAAUUUUGCUGCAGACUUAAGUCAGAGCUACCACUUGCAAGCCACCAGAGAUAUGCACCCCAGCAUGGCUCUGGAACCCGCCAUAAACUACAACUCCCAAGCACCCCAGUUUCGCUCAAGGAACCAGAGCUACAUGCGGGCUGUCAGCACGCUCAGUCAGGCUAGUUGUGUAAGCCAAGUUAGCCAGGUCAGCGAGACGGAGAUGAAUGGUCAGUUUGAAUCUGUGUGUGAGUCGGUGUUCAGCGAGGUGGAGUCCCAGGCUAUGGAAGCCUUGGACCUGCCUGGCUGCUUUAGGACCAGAAGCCACAGCUACCUGCGGGCCAUCCAGGCUGGGUACUCCCAGGAAGACGACUGCAUACCUUCCAUGGCCUCCUCCACUGUCACAUCCACCAUCAGGUCCACUACAGGGAUCCAGUUCCGUCUCCCCUCAACCUCCAGCAUGGAUGGGACCCCCCUGCAGCCCCCAGCCAUUGCCUACACUUCCAACUACAAGAAGACCCCUCCACCUGUGCCGCCCCGCACCACCUCCAAGCCCCUCAUCUCCGUCACCGCCCAGAGCAGUACUGAGUCCACCCAGGACGCCUACCACGAAGGCAGGCACCCUCAUGGAAGGCCCUGGACCACAGACGGCCUGGGGCUGGGCCUGGGGCUGAGCCUCGGCCGGGCCCUCUACAACUCCACAGACAGCCUGGAUAGUGCUAAGGCCGUGUCCAUAGCCAUGGAGGCAGCGGUGAUGGCAGGGAAGAGACACCCAUCAACAGACAGCCACAGUUCGGUGAUGACCUGUGAUAAGGCCAUACUGGUGUCCAGGGCUGAGGAGUACCUGAAAACCCCGAGGUCAUCUAUAGGGAUACAGGUGGAGGCCGCCACUGACUCUGAGUCGGAAAGCAAAGGAUCGCGGGAGUACCAUUCUGUUGGGAUCCAAGUGGAAGACGUAAAACGGCAAGGCAGGUUCAAGCGCUCCAACAGUGUGACGGCGGGCGUGCAGGCGGACCUCGAGCUGGAGGGUUUCCCAACCAUGGAGGACAAGGGUCUGCAGUUUGGCGGGGGCUUCCAGCGCCACUCUGAGCCCAGCACGCCCACCCAGUACGGGGUCGUCCGCACCGUGCGCACCCAGGGCCUUUUCAGCUACCGGGAAGACUACCGGACCCCCACCGAGCCCCCCAGCCCCAGGGAGACCACCAGCGAAACCACCUGGACUCUGGAGCCCCCGUCCCCCAGGGAGGGGGCCUCAUCGGGGGGAGAGUCUGGGCGUGCGUCCCCCUCUCUGCGGAGAGACGGGAGCUGGUUCAUGCAGCUGCUCCACACGGAGACCAAGAGGAUGGAGGGAUGGUGUAAGGAGAUGGAGGCAGAGGCCGAGGAGAAUGACCUGUCUGAGGAGAUCCUGGGUAAGAUCCGGAGUGCGGUGGGUAGUGCUCAGCUCCUCAUGUCUCAGAAAUUCCAGCAGUUCUACUGGCUGUGUCAGCAGAAUCUGGACCCCAGUGCCAUGCCCCGCCCCACCUCUCAGGACCUGGCAGGGUUCUGGGACCUGCUGCAGCUCUCCAUCGAUGACGUCACCAUGAAGUUUGAUCAGCUGCAAAAGAUAAAGAGUAACAACUGGAGGCUCGUUGAGAGCCCAGAGAAGAAGGUGGGAGGUGCUGCUAGUCCUCCACCUGCUGUACCAAAGAAGACUGUAAGACAGAAGAGCAUGGUGACGCGGGAAAAAUCGCUCGACCUUCCCGACCGACACCGUCAGGAGGCCCGCCGGCGGCUCAUGGCUGCCAAGCGUGCAGCGUCCUUCCGGCAAAACUCUGUGUCGGAGCGCGCCGACAGCAUUGAGAUCUACAUCCCCGAGGCACAGACCCGCCUUUGAGAAGACACGGGUGUGGACGAACACAGAGACAUUGGCAUCUUCAUACUCUUUUACGUCCCUUACGACAACUUUAACUAACCUUUUUCUAGACCACUGCUCCACACUGUCGUCAAAUCAUCAUUUAGUCUCUCAGUGUCCAUAUACUGUACAAGCCUUCACUUAAUCUGAGAUGUACCCAAAUAUCUUCUCCUUUGCCAAUUACAUUUUCUGGGCAUUUCGUCAGAUUUAUUUGAGAACAUGCCGUUUUCUACUCUAUCAAUGGUCUGAGACCGGCCAAAUAUUCUCCUCGGAAAACAGGAUUUUGGAAUUAUAUAAUUUCCUUCUGACCUGCCCUCCAUGUGGUACAAAUCCCUAGCGUGUUCUUAUGCUGUUCGUAUACCGUGCCCAUAACACAUCUUCUGACAUUUACAUGAAGCAGAAAACAUGCAAGUCUUGUGCCAGCGUUUUUUCAUCGUAUCAUUGCAGUGAGUAAUAAAUAGUUCUGAGAGAUUUUGCGUAGCUCUGUAUAUCAAAUAUGUGUAGACAAAAUGCACUUUUGCACUAAAAUUCUCUGUAUUUCCAAGGGAAAUGUAAAUAAUCAA